Elaeis guineensis (African oil palm) is the source of this 813-nucleotide messenger RNA. Lineage: Eukaryota; Viridiplantae; Streptophyta; Magnoliopsida; Arecales; Arecaceae. The record is from RefSeq and is a predicted model, not a curated record.
GAGUUCGACAAUUUAACCCUCAGAAGAUUUUUACGUGCAUGCGAUCUCGAUGUCAAGAAGGCUUCUACCUUCCUCCUGAAACACCUGAAAUGGAGGCAAUCAAUGAUUCCAAAUGGUUUCAUCUCAGAAGCAGAGAUCCAGUAUGAGCUUUCCCAGAAGAAGGCAUUUUCUCAGGGAUUCGACAAGAUGGGGCGCCCUAUAGGAGUUAUCAUUAAUGCUAGACAUAAUGCCUCUAAAAGAAAUAUGCAUGAGUUUAAGUGUUUUGUUGUGUAUGUUAUGGACAAGCUAUGCGCCAGAAUGGCAGGAGGUCAGGAGAAGUUCUGCAUCAUUGGAGAUUUUCAGGGCUGGGGAUUAUCGAACUGUGACAUUCAGGGGUUCUUUGCAGCUCUAAGUAUCUUUCAGAACAAUUACCCAGAAAGGCUUGGCAAGGCGCUUAUGGUCCAUGUGCCAAAUAUAUUCAUGAAGGCAUGGAAGACAAUAUACCCAUUUAUUGACAGCAAUACCAAAAAUAAGUAUGUGUUUGUUGAUGAGAAGAAUUCGAAGGACAAACUGUUGGAAGAGAUCGACGAGAGCCAACUUCCAGAGAUAUAUGGUGGGAAGCUGCCACUGGUUCCCAUUGAAGAGUCCAUCUAGUUCACCUCAACUAACUUGUCUUGCUUUUUCCCUGAAGUUGGUCUCCAAUUCUAGAUGGGAUGUAGCAAAUAAAAAAGUUUUAUUGUAUCAAAAGCCAUAGUUUAUGCUCUCAAGAUGUCGACACACACUUAUAGAAGUAAUGAAAUAUGAAAAAAAAUUCUACACUCUGUGUUACCAUCA